AAGGGUAAAAAAUGUGAGCGAAGCGAAGGGCAAACUUUUGUUUCCUCGUGAAACCAACAAACCUCGUUGUGGGACAGAGUCACUCUGGAGUCUGUGGGGGUCGGGGAUGAAGAUUUUUCAGGUCCAUUCAAGCAAGACGGCUCAUGAAGUUCAUUCAUAAGAAUCAAGUUUAAUCAUGACAUUUCAUUUCUGUUCAGAAGUAAACCAACACGGUGUGUACAAUAACCCUCACGCAGCGUGGAAGAACGGAGCAGGAUACCUGUUAUACCUGCCGGUGCCCGAUCUGCAACCUCUGAUGUGUUCUUGGACUACGCAAGUUCUUUGAUGACAUGGAAACAUCUGAUGGAUAAACCUGCUGAAGCAGCAGAAACCUGUAAGCAAGUCCAGACUUGAUCACAGACGGGCAUCAAAGGACUUUUCUUGGAGCUUCACAUGUGACCAAAGUGUGAACAUCAUCCUUCAUUUCAGCAGCUGUGUGUCACCUGACCUCCAUCAGAGCUGCAUGAACUCCUGUUCCUGUUCUGUACUUAAUGUAAAAGAAGCAGAGCAGGUGAGGACUGGUUCCUGAGUGAUGAAUGAACAUCCAGGUGCUGCUCUGCCUGUUCAGCAGCAGCAGCCUCACAGGCACAUUACUCCUCAGGCUGUGAGUGACCUGCAUGGUCAAGUUCUCCCCCUGACUUAGACUUAGACCAUGUCUGAACCUGUCCCACUGCUGCACUCUGCUCCAGAGCCUGUGGUCAGCCAUGCUCACAGACUGAUUGAGCUGGAGAUGGACUUCAGCUCCUCCUCUUGUGAUACAGCUAAGCCAGACACACAGCAGCAGAAUGGGCACCAGAGUCCAGAGCGAGCUCCUGGAUCAGAUCAGGAUAUGAAGGCUUCAGACUUGGACUGUCAAGCUGCUAUUCAGAGAUAUUCUCAGGAGGAGGAAGAGUUUCUAAAGCCUUGUGGGGCCGUAUUACCUCAGCAAGAAGAUGAGACAUCCCUCUCUGAUGAGCUUUAUUCUGCUGUUUCAUCAGCCCAGGAUAAAAGUAGCUGCAGCCACCUUCCAGUUUCUGCAAACACAACAGAGGACUCCUCUUUGGACCAGCUAAGAAUAGUAAAACACAAGCCAAGUGCCAUCGUGUUCAGUGAUUAUGAUAGCCAAGUGAUCUUAAGUAAUCGUGACGAUAGCUCCAGCGGUGGGGAGUCCUCCUCAUCCACGGCUGGAGAGGGAGACGACGAUGAUUUUCCUGAGACCUCACAAUAUAAGGAAUUCCUGGUCAGCCGUCGCCGGAGAAACUUGAGCAGGAGCAGGAAGUGCCUGAGGAAGAGACAGGAUGCCCAGCCUAGUAGCUCCGCAUCAAGGGGGCAAAAGCACAGCAAGAAGGAGAAACCUGAGGUCACAGGUAGCCCGGAGGAAGAGGAGACACGGCAGAAGAGUGGACAGCAGGCUGAUGCGUGCGAGUCUAUGACCCUGCUGAUGGAAAAGCUUGAUCACCUGAAUAAUGGGAUCCAAGAUGUCCACAGUGCCAACUCCUGCUGCUCAGAUGAAGGGAGUGCUGACACAGAGCAGAAGAGCAUCAUGGGUGCCCAGUCUGCAACCAGGACGACAAGCCGAACGCCAAGUCAGGUCCAGGGAGCUUUUAGAGCCUCAGACAAAUCAGAGCCACUGACCAGGCGCCCAUCUCGACCUUUGACCCGCAGCAGACCACUGACGCGUUCAUCUCUCUCGUCCCCUGCACAUCUUCAUGCUCGACGGGCCAGGGCCUCUGCAAGAAUGACCGGUGGCUCAGCAGAAAUUGAGGCGAAGGAGGCCUGUGAUUGGCUCAGAGCGGCGGGAUUUCCACAGUAUGCCCAGCUAUAUGAAGAUUCCCAGUUUCCCAUCGAUAUAUCUUCAGUGAAAAGGGACCACGACUUUUUGGAUCGGGAUCUGGUGGAGCCUCUAUGUCGGCGUCUAAAUACUCUGAACAAGUGCUGCUCCAUGAAACUGGACGUCGGCCACCCCAAGAAAAAAGGUGAUGACUCUGACGAAGAUGACCCAUUGGCCAUCAGUAAAAGAUGGACUUUCGAGUGGAGCAGCCGACGUUGGUCUCGGCUCCAGGACUUCCUGUUGGACGGCACCAAUGGGAGCAGCUCGAUGGGUCUUGUAGAAGGUCUGCACAGUACGGUGAGCAGUGAGAGCGUGCUGACAGACCUGAGUGAGCAGGAGAUCGCAGAGAUCUCUUCUCUGCACAGCGAGGACUCGGCCUCGGCCAUGCCUGACUCCUUAUCCAUGGCGUCGCUCUCUGCAUCGUACCAACCGCCUGGAAACCUCGCACACUACAACUCCCUGCCGAUCAAGGGCAGCCGCCAUGGGCAAGGGGGGCGGAGUAAAGCCAAAGAGUUUCUACGUCGCAUGGAAUUAAUGCGAACGUGGGGGCCGUCGUCGAGGCGGAAAAGCUCAAGUCGUAGGCCGCCGCUGGUCAUCAGUGGGCCGGUGUUACAAGGGGAGGAGCCUCAUGCUUUGCAGGUGCUCACAUGUACUCCCAUCAGCCAGCUAGAACAAAACCAUGAAACUGAUGGAGACACUUCAGUCUCGAUUACAAAUGAGAGUCAAGAUCAAUCCACAGUGAGCAUGAGCCCGAGCACAGAGACAGAGGAGCCCAGUGUGAAACAGCCUGUGAGUGCCAAACCCAGAACUGCCAACAAGAGGAGCAGCAAGUAUCUGGAAGACAUGGAGCUGCCUUCUCAGGGGAAGAGGACUGAGGGGCAGAGCCAGUUUGGUAGAAACCAGUUUCACUCGUAUGAAAACCUUCUAAUUCACAUCCCCAAAGACCACAAACCAGGCACAUUUCCAAAAGCUCUGUCCAUAGAGAGCCUGGCACCUUCGCCAGGUGACGAGAACCCCCAGAAACGAUCCCCGUCUAAAAACGGUGUGCACCAGUCAUGGUCUGGUAAACCUUUAUCCAAGCCCCCCUGUCCCGGAGCUCCUCGAGGCAGCAGGGUGAGCGUUUAUGACAAUGUACCGGGCUCCCACCUUUACGCCAGCACGGGGGACCUGCUGGACUUAGAGAAGGAGGACAACCUGUUCCCUCACCUAGACGACAUCAUCCAGCAUGUGAGCGGCUUGCAGCAGAUAGUGGACCACUGGAGCCGCAAUGUGCUCCCUGAGGGGGAUGGAGAGGAGGAAGGGGAGGGCAGGACCACACCCAGUGAAGGAGAGAGAGAUGGGGUCUCCAUGAACGACACUGAUUCUACGGGGACCAGUCGGGAGAGGCGGGACUCUGGGGUCGGGGCGUCGCUGACAAGACCACGUCUACGAUGGCCCAGUUUCAGGACCUCUGAUCAUCUCAAUCAGCCGGCGUCUUCCCUGCAGAUCGGCAGCCAAUCAGCCGGCCAGCUCAGCCUCCUGCAGAAGUUCUCUCUUCUCCGCCUCACUGCCAUCAUGGAGAAAUACUCCAUGUCCAAUAAACAUGGAUGGACAUGGUCUGUGCCCAAGUUUAUGAAGCGCAUGAAGGUGCCAGACUACAAAGAGAAGAGUGUGUUCGGUGUCCCCCUCAUCAUCCAUGUCCAGCGCUGUGGUUUUCCUCUCCCUCUGUGUUUACAGCAGGCCCUCAGCCACCUCCGAACACACUGUCUGGACCAGGUGGGAUUGUUCCGCAAGUCUGGCGUGAAGUCUCGAAUUCAGGCUCUGAGGCAGCAGUGUGAGCUUUUUCCUGACUCCGUGAGCUACGAGGACCAAUCAGCUUACGAUGCGGCCGACAUGGUCAAACAGUUCUUCAGGGACCUGCCUGAGCCACUGCUAACGAGCAAGCUGGGAGAAACCUUCCUGCACAUUUAUCAGUAUGUCCCAAAGGAGCAGAGGUUGCAGGCUGUCAGAGCAGCUAUUUUACUGAUGCCAGAUGAAAACAGGGAGGUUCUGCAGACGUUGCUCUCCUUCCUGCGUGAUGUGACUUCCAUGGUUGAGGAGAACCAGAUGACACCGAUGAAUCUGGCUGUUUGUCUGGGACCUUCACUUUUCCACCUCAGCAUACUGAAGAACGAGACUCUGUCCCCAAGAACAAUCCAGAGAAAGUACGCCACGGGCCGCCCUGAUCAGAAAGACCUAAAUGAGAACCUGGCUGCCACCCAGGGCCUGGCACACAUGAUCACUGAGUGCCAGCACCUCUUUCAGAUCCCUGAAGAGAUGGUAUCCCAGUCCAGAAACUCCUACAUGGAGGCCGAGCUGAUGGUGCCCCCGCUGGACGAGCUGUGCAAGGCUCAUGAGGAAGAAGCAAUCGAGGACGAGGAUGAGGAGGACGAAGAAGGGUCGUAUCAUGCUCAUGUUGAAAGGCUGGUCCAGAAUCUGCUGGAGGAGGCCAAAGAUAAGAGCAAAGGCUGGGUGUCUCGCUCGACUACUGACCACACAGAACUGGCUUUUAAAAAGGUUGGAGAUGGUAACCCGCUAAGACGGUGGCGAACGUGCAUUGAGGUGUCGGCACCACCCACCGAGGUGCUGCAUCGUCUGCUGAGAGAGCGCCCUCUGUGGCAGACCGAGCUACAGCAGGAGAAGGUUCUUGAGACGCUGGACAAACAGACUGACGUGUACCAGUACUCCUGCUGCAACAUGGCACCUCACCCCAGCUGUGACUACGUGGUACUGAGAUCCUGGCGCACAGAUCUGUGUAAAGGCUCCUGCGCGCUGGUGUGUGUGUCCGUCGAACACGAAGACAGCCCGCGCAUGGGAGCAGUGAGGGGCGUGGUGCUGGAGUCACAGUACCUCCUGGAGCCGUGUGGGACCGGGAGAACCAGACUCACAUACAUCUCCAGAGUGGACCUCAGGGGGAGAUCUCCAGAAUGGUACAACAAAGCAUUUGGUCAUCUGUGUGUUAAUGAAGCUCAGAGGAUCCGUGCCUCUUUCAACCCGCUGGAUCAGACGAGCACUGAGGCCAAGAACUGAACCCCAGGAAUCAGGGUCACACUACCUGAGCCGCUGGGCCCCAGAGAAAUGAUCCAGGUGGAGAAUCAUUCAGGAAGUGGACUUUUAGUGUCUUUCAUGCUGCUGGGUGACAUACUGUACUGAGUCCUGGUCAUUCACACAGAGAGGGGAGGAGUCUGUCAGUUAUCUUAGUGAUUAUGGACAUCUUUAAACAUUACAUUUCUACAUAUUCAUCUAAUUAAUCAUGCUUUUCUAAGCCUUUUUAAACACAUAAACUUUAAUUUCAAUUUAUAAAAACUGUAUGAAAUAACUUAUUUGAUAUUUGAUAUGUAGAAAGAGUAUUUUCAGUAUUUAUUCGUCUACAUCUACUCAUCCAAUAACUUGCAAAACAAGAUGACCUAAAGGACAUCUGCCUGCAUGUGAUCCUGGGUUAUUUUAUCUCAUCUUUGUAACACACUAUCUGCCUCAAGGUCACACUUAACUAUAACUGAUUUUGUGGUACACUUUGUAAGAUUAGAAAUGGCGUGAAUUUCAGUCAUGUGUACAGCAAAAUACCCGUAUCAGUAUCAGUGUGUUCUAUCUAUUCUAUUCUAUUCUAUUCCUUUAUCCAUCACUUUAAAAGUCACAUGCUGAAACAUGCAUAACUAAUAUGGUUAUUUACACUUCUUUCUCAGAUGUAUUGUUGAAUUUGACCCGAAUAAGGGAAACGUAUUUAUCCUUAACCUGGUAUUGUCGCAGUCAAAGUGGAAAUUUCAGUCACGACACUAAUGAGAUCUGAUAUUGAGCUUUAAUGUCUUUGGUAGCCACAUUCUGCAUUACAUCUGUCCAUAUAUAAAUCAAUGCAAUGUUUUUUUCACCCCUUUCUUUAAAGCUGUUGUCUAAUCCCAUUGAUAAAAUAUGCCUAUUAAUGAUUUAGCCUUCUGCAGGUAGAGAUGCAGAAAUCCUAGUGCUCUCUAUGAACAGGAGUGACCAGGACCAGUGCAUUAUGGGUACUCAUCAGCUCACAUUUCAAAAAGCGCACUUGAUCAGGAACAAGUACAAACGGGAUCUGGAUCACAGGACGAGGAAACAUUCAUCUGGGUCCAUUAAUGUGCGUCAGCCCUGUUAUUGAUAUAUUGUGUGGGAUAUCACUGUUCAGAUCUCUGUCACUAUUUUCAGUGUUAAUCUUAUCUCAUUUUAAAGUUAUUAAUGCCAUUAUUAUGAUGUUUUUGGUAUCUCCGUUGCAUUUUUAUGUUAUUUUCAUCGCUGUCAUGUUAUACAAUGUCUAAGACAUGUGACCAUUUCACUGCUUCUGGGAAGCAUGUUUGAAUUUGUGUGUGUGUGCAUGGAUGUGCCCGUGUAUCUGCAUUUUAGAUAUGUGUACAGCCUGUAUUGUAAAUAUAAAUGCAGUAUGAUGCUUUCUGUGCCAUCAGAUCAAACAUAAGAGCUUUUCAGGGUCCUCCUAUCAUAUUGAUAAGCUGAAAUGUGAACUUUUUUCCACACAACAUCCUUCUAAGGCAGAAUAGCAGCAAUAGCAGAAGAAGCUUGCACUGCCAUGGCGCUGCCUUGGCUUUUAUUUAUGUUCCAGCUGUAGGCAGUGUUGCUACUGUGUUGCUAUGAUACAAUAUCUCUACAGUGCCACCAAUAUCCUGCGCAGGAUGCUGUGUGCUGGGGAACAGUGUGGCAUGUGUGUAUGUGUGUACAUAUGUGUGUAUGAGAGAGUCGAAAAAGACGGACAGAGUGAGUGAGUGAGUGUGACGUGAGCCCUUGGCGGCAGUGGUGUGGGAGGAAGCUCCAAACUUAGCUCAAGACCAGGGUGAUUUCUGCUUGGUUGUUUCUGACAGAGUGACAGAAAACAGAACCAUUGUUUCUAAAGAAGAGAAUAAAACAAUAUGAGAAUUCAA
Messenger RNA from Notolabrus celidotus (New Zealand spotty), 6759 nucleotides. It is a transcript of the gene stard13a, whose product is annotated as StAR-related lipid transfer (START) domain containing 13a. Gene Ontology annotation, biological process: regulation of Rho protein signal transduction; signal transduction; actin cytoskeleton organization. Gene Ontology annotation, molecular function: protein binding; GTPase activator activity; lipid binding. Lineage: Eukaryota; Metazoa; Chordata; Actinopteri; Labriformes; Labridae. The record is from RefSeq and is a predicted model, not a curated record.